This is a messenger RNA of Hyla sarda, 2017 nucleotides long. RefSeq names its product protein adenylyltransferase SelO-like. The transcript is spliced from 20 exons. The record is from RefSeq and is a predicted model, not a curated record. Bases 201 to 1937 code for a protein of 578 amino acids. Lineage: Eukaryota; Metazoa; Chordata; Amphibia; Anura; Hylidae.
CCAUCAUCUCCCGUCACCGCUCAGCCACCACCCGGUGCCGGUCAACUGCCAGGCCCCGCCCCCUCCACACUUGCCCUAGAAUCGGAAGUCGAACGAAAACCAGAAGCCGGAAAUGACUCGUCGGCCAUAUUUAGUGAGGGGGAGGGAUGUCUUUUCUUCACUGAUAUGAUGAUAUCUAAUACUUAAUAAAUGGAAAAACCAUGACGCAGCGCAGCUAUAUUGCUCUGGUUUGUAUAUGGGCGACAUAUGGAAUAUACGGCCUGCCCGGGAAACUUAACAUCCCUCCGAGUGCGAAGAACAGCGAGAAGACGUUGUAUAUACAGACUCUGAACAGCAGUGACUCUUGUGGGAGGAGGAAGAGAGUAUCAUCUCUGAGUUUAUGGAGCGCAUCGCUGGACGAUGACCUAGCCCAAUUGCCAAUUGACUCAACCAGAGGAAAUCAUGUAAGAAAGGUGAAAGACUGCAUCUUCUCUCAUGUCUACCCAACCACAUUUGUGUCUGAUGUACGUCUCGUUGCAGUCUCAGAGGAUGUACUGGAGAAUCUUCUGGACCUAGACGUUUCUGUUGCAGACACACGCGAUUUCCUCCAGUUUGUUAGCGGCGGAAAAUCACUUCUAGGAUUCGCACCUCUGGCGCACAGAUACGGAGGCCACCAGUUUGGCGUCUGGGCAGGCCAGCUUGGAGAUGGUCGAGCACAUUUAGUUGGCACUUACAUCAACAGGUACGGAGAAAGAUGGGAACUUCAGUUAAAAGGAUCGGGAAAAACACCUUAUUCCAGGAGGGGAGAUGGCAGAGCUGUGCUGCGCUCCUCUGUGAGAGAGUUCCUGUGCAGCGAGGCCAUGCACCACCUGGGUAUUCCCACCAGCAGAGCUGCCAGCCUUGUUGUAAGCGAUGAUGCCGUCUGGAGAGAUCAGUUCUAUAAUGGAAGUGUUAAGAAAGAAAGAGGGGCGGUGGUAUUGCGAGUUGCCAAAUCUUGGUUUCGGAUUGGUUCACUUGAAAUUCUGACUAACUCUGGAGAAUUUAAUUUGUUAAGGGAAUUAGUUGACUUUAUCAUUAAAGAACAUUUUCCGGCUAUCAUCCCAACCGAUCCCAAUAGAAUUUUGGCUUUCUUCAACAUAGUGGUGUCUCAGACGGCAGAUAUGAUUGCACUGUGGAUGUCCAUAGGGUUUGCACAUGGUGUGUGCAACACAGAUAACUUCAGCCUCCUGUCAAUCACUAUCGAUUAUGGUCCUUUUGGUUUCAUGGAAAAUUAUGAUGCUGGUUAUGUUCCAAACACAUCUGACGAUGAAGGGAGGUAUAGGAUCGGAAACCAGGCCAAUGUUGGAAUGUAUAAUCUGAACAAGCUGCUUGUAGCCUUAAACCCCCUGAUGGACAACAGACAAAAACAGAUAGCUUCCCAAAUUCUUGCAGGAUUUCCAGAUCUAUAUUACCAGAGAUUCACAGAGCUCUUUAGCGCCAAACUGGGAUUUUUAGGUGCAAGGGAAGAAGACUUGAUGCUGAUUGUGUCUUUCCUAAAUAUGAUGGAAGACACAAAGGCUGAUUUUACAAUGUCAUUUCGUCAGCUGAGUGAGAUAACAGAUAAGGAGCUAAGGAGUCCUGCCAUUCCUGAGGAAUUCUGGGCGCUCCAUGAUAUUAGCCAACACAAGGAUUUCCCAGCUUGGGUAACUGCAUACCUACAGAGAAUAAAAAGUAAUCCAGAUGAGUCUGACUCUAAAAGAAGACAACGCAUGAAAACGACCAACCCUAGAUAUAUACUACGGAACUGGAUGGCGGAAUCUGCAGUUCGCAAGGCUGAGAAGAAUGACUUUUCAGAGGUUCACCUACUGCAGAAAGUAUUACAGCGACCUUUUCAAAUGCAGAAGAUGGCUGAGCUGGCUGGAUACUCCCAAAGACCUCCAGAAUGGGCCAAAGACUUGAAAGUGAGCUGCUCAUCCUGAUACGGCGUAAACUGAUGGAUGUGAGAAUUAUCAAUAAAUUCAUAUAAACCUCAUUGUGCCAGGUUUCUGCCAUCUUGCUG